CCAAUCGCCACAUGCUGAGAGCCCUCGCUCAAGCAGGGGGCGGAGCUUAUGAGUUCUUUGACACAAAAACUAAACACACCUGGGCUGAGAAGGUGCUGCGUCAGGUGAAGCGCAUGUCGUCUCCCGGCUGCAGCUCGAUCUCUGUGAAGUGGCAGCAGUUCAACCCCGCAGCUCCUCCUCCCGUUCAGGCGCCGAAGCAGCUGAACGCUCUCUUCAACGACCACCACACCCUGGUCUACGGCUUGGUGCCUCACUGCACGCAGGCGACUCUUGUUGGAGACCUGCGUGGUCAGGAGUUACAGACCAUGGUGUCCACCACAGAGCUGCAGAAGACCCGAGGAACGUUUCUCCACAAGCUCACAGCGAGGGCCCUGAUCAGGGACUACGAAGACGGGAGUCUGGAGACGACCGAGGCCGAACACGAGGGUAAGAAAGCAGAGCUGAAGUCCUUCAUCGUGGAGCUGAGCAAAGAGUUCUCCGUCCUGUCUCAGUUCACCAGCUUCGUGGCCAUCGAGGAGAGGGACCAGCUGCUGGAGGACGGUGUCACCGACGUCCCGAAGCUGAUCGCAGAGGAGGAUGUGGACAUCCUGCCGUACAUCAGCUGGACUUCUCCUCAGGACACUCCGAUACCAACAAUUGAAGGGGACGGUUUACUGCAAACGUGCAGUUUUGAUGAAGUUAUGAUGGACAUAGACCGUAACAACUUUGAGGAAUAUGAUGUCAGUUACUAUUGUCUGCCACAGGCAGUGUCACAACGUUUGGACAUUGAAGAUAGUUAUUUUUCUGAGGACGACAAGAUGUCGAGAAGUGAACGUGCACCCAGAUCCGUUGGUUCUGUAGCUGGAUAUCAUCCCAUUCGGAUCGCAGCUUUUGAUUCUGAUUCUGGAAACGCAGCAGCAAAAUUGAUGAGGCGUAGCCGUCGGUUUUCAAAGGAAUGUGAUGAUGUCCGUUACUAUUGUCCACCACAGGCAGGUUGGGACAGUGAAGAUAGUUCUGUUUCUGAGGAAGACCAGUCGUCAGGAAGUGAACGUUCACCCAGCGCUGCUGAAGCUCACGUCAGCGCAUGUUCGGUCCUAGACUAUGAACCUUCGGCUGAUUCUGCUCUGUCUGAUGGUUCCGCUCUCAUGGGAGGCAGAACCUUUGGCUUUUUACACAAACCUUUAGAACUGGCACUCACAGCUCGUGAACAGCCACCGAAGCCUCAAGGUUUUACAUUUGGACAUUCUGGUUCUGCUGGCCCAUGUUUUGGUUCUGCACCCGUACCUUUUGGUUCUGCACCCAGAUCCUUUGUUUCUGCAGCUGGAUAUUUUCCUCCACCACCAGAACCUGUUGCACUUGAAGAACCUGUUUCUGUUCUUCAGGCUGUGGCUUCUGACCGCAGAAGACAUCCCGCUCAGAUCGCAGCUUUUGAUUCUGAUUCUGGAAACGCAGCAGCAGAAGUGAUGAGGCGUCGCUCUCUGUCUUCAGAGAUGGUGGCUGAGAGACUCGAGAGAAAACCAUCUGCAUACGUUCGUACCAACAUUGAAAGACAAAGACGCUACAAUUUUCCGCCUCUGGAUACAGCUCUUGUGAAGCAGAAAGCGAAAGCUCCAGAAGGAGUCUUCAGCAACAUCAAGUUCGGAAAGCAACUUAAUUUCUUGGGAGGUCCGUGCAGGCCCCAGGUCUGUCGGUUCAGAGUUUCACAACUUGAAGCCCAGCAGCACAAAUGGACCCAGAUCUUCAAGCUGCAGGACUCGGACGGAUACUGGGAGCUGACCACAGAACUGGGACAGCUCAUACAUCUGAACGUAGACGUCUUCGCCAACGAGUUCCUGAGAAAGAAAGGCAUCCGUUCUCUGGGCUCGAGGGCCCACGCAGACAUCCUGAGGAUGAUCGCCACGCUCAUGGUUCUGCAGCUGAUGAGGGUGGAGCAGCUGGAGGAAGGAAAGCUGCUGAGGAACUUGUUUCACCUGGAGGAGGCCUCAGGACUCAGACCUGAACGCUGGGACCAGGUCAAGAAGGCUGUGGACUGGGUCCGCUGGGCCGACUGGCAGUAUCCUUGCAUCUGCAGCCGUCUGGAGCUGGGUCUGAGCUGGGAGUCCUGCACCCGCCAGCUGCUGGGCUUCAACAAGCUGCCCUCGUUCUCGCCUCUGACUGGGCUGGACCUGCGGGUCCACUGAGGACAGGACGCAGCUUGUACAUCAUCAGCGUUUACCUGCAGCAGAUCAUCCAGCACUGCUGACAAGUUUCACUGUGCUCAGAGUGUCCGACCAAUCAGAUCAUUGUAUUUUUACAGGAAGAUUAAACAAAAAAGCUGAGACUAAAAUAUAAUUAUCUGGUAUUUAAAAAAAACAACGUUUUGGACUAAAGAGACUUUAAAUACAACCGUCUAAAUGAUAAGAAGUUAAAAAUUACACAAACAUCACAGAUAAAAUAUUUAAAACUGAAGCUGCUGCUGUGGAUUUUCACUGUUAAGAAUUCACAUGAAAAAAAAUCAUUUUGUUUUUGUU
Molecule: messenger RNA, 2489 nt
Organism: Nematolebias whitei (Rio pearlfish)
Lineage: Eukaryota; Metazoa; Chordata; Actinopteri; Cyprinodontiformes; Rivulidae
Product: protein mono-ADP-ribosyltransferase PARP4
Exons: 18
Coding region: 12-2159 (715 amino acids)
Molecular function (GO): NAD+ poly-ADP-ribosyltransferase activity
Source: RefSeq, a predicted model, not a curated record